Molecule: messenger RNA, 2125 nt
Organism: Cucumis sativus (cucumber)
Lineage: Eukaryota; Viridiplantae; Streptophyta; Magnoliopsida; Cucurbitales; Cucurbitaceae
Product: ethylene-responsive transcription factor RAP2-7
Exons: 9
Coding region: 489-1814 (441 amino acids)
Biological process (GO): regulation of DNA-templated transcription
Molecular function (GO): DNA binding; DNA-binding transcription factor activity
Source: RefSeq, a predicted model, not a curated record
AAAGAAUGGGUUUAAAACUAUUCCUAAAAUUGCUUUACCCCUUCACAGUUUCAAGAUUUCCUCUUUCUUUUUCUAGACCUGUCUUCCCUCGGCUACUUCCCUUUUCUACUCUCUCUCUCUCUCUCUCUCUCUUCUGCCUUUCUCUCUCCUUUUUUUUUUUUUUUUUUAUCAUUAGCCAUAGCCAUAGCCAUAGCCAUUUACAAGCUUCAUAGACCAACCCAUUAAACAAAUUAUUUUUAAAAAAAAUUGAAGAUUGCCUUUUUAAUCUCUUUUUUUUUUCACAAUUUCUUCACUGGGUUUUGUUUUGUCUCUUCAAAUUUUCAUUUUAAUGGCCAUACAAAUUCAGGGUUUCUUUUCUUCUCGAUAAUAAAGAGUGGAAAACAAAUAAAAACUCUAACUUUUUUUUAAUUAUUUUUUAUUAUUAUCCUCUCUGCUUUCCUUUGUUUUUCUUUAAUUUUUCAAGAACGAUCUGAACGAGGAAAGAACUGAUGAUGUUGGAUCUCAACGAUUCGAUUACAAACCGCGACGAAACACCCACGAGUCGGAUUGUAAUGGAAGAUUCCGAGACUUCAAAUUCCUCCGUCGUUAAUGCCACCGACGAGGUUUCCAACAGCAGAGACGAAGAUUCCUCUGUUUUAAUCUUCGAUAUCCUCAAAAGAGAAAGCUCCGGCGGCGGCAGUGGCGGCGGCGCGUCGUCGGAAUUGGUAACUCAAACGCUUUUUCCAGUCGUCGGAGGAUGGGGGGAUUCUGGGUCGUCUCCAGUGCCUAGAACCCAUUGGUUGAACUUGUCGUCGACGGCAGAUUCCGGUGGCGGUGGGGGACCGCCGGAGUUGAGAAUUGUACAGCAGAAACAACAGCAGGUGAGAAAAAGCCGCCGUGGGCCACGCUCCCGGAGCUCUCAGUACCGGGGAGUUACCUUUUACCGUCGAACCGGAAGAUGGGAAUCUCAUAUUUGGGAUUGUGGGAAACAAGUUUAUUUGGGUGGGUUUGACACAGCACAUGCUGCUGCAAGGGCUUACGAUCGAGCGGCAAUCAAGUUUAGAGGAGUUGAUGCGGACAUAAACUUCAAUAUAAAUGAUUACGACGAAGAUAUGAAACAAAUGAAAAAUCUAAGUAAAGAAGAGUUUGUCCAUGUUCUUCGUCGACAAAGUACUGGAUUUUCUCGCGGAGGUUCGAAGUUAAGAGGAUUGUCUCUUCAAAAAUAUGGAAGAUGGGAAAAUCAAAUGAGUCAAAUCAUUGGAAAGAAUGGAAUUGAGCAGAGGUCUUGCAAAGGGGAUGCAAUGGUGGAUUCAAACAAUGGAGCUAAUGGGCAUAAUCUUGAUUUGAGCAUUGGAGGAAUUUUCAACUACCAUCUUACUAAUUCUCCUCAAAAGCUCAACAUUGAGAGACCAAAGAAUGAAAUCAAUGGUUAUGCAUGUGGUGUGACUGUGGGUGGACAACAACAACCUCAUAUUCCUCCUUCUAUGUGGUCUACUUUUUACUCUGGGUUUUUACCAAAUAAUGAGGAAAAAGGGAGAGAAAAGAGAAACAACGACUCGACGACGAAGAUGUCAACGAGUUGGGGAUGGCAAAUGCCAACAUCAACCACGAUGUCGAUGUCGAUGUCAAUGCCAACGACAAUUCAAGGGAAUAUCAGUGGAAAAAACAACAACAGUAUGAGUAGUAAUAAUGGAAUAAUAGCAAGAGAUCAAGAAGCUCAUAUUUCCAAGAUAGUUGCAGCAUCAUCAGGAUUCUCUUCCUCUUCUAAUUUUGGUUCACUUUAUGCUCAAAACAACAAUGCUCUUCACAGUACUCACUGCCCCAAUAUUUCUUGACAAUAGUAUUAGUAUUGUUAUCAUUAUUAUUUUGUGUGUUCGUUUUUAAAUAUUUUUGGAGCUAAUGAGAGAAGAAAUUAAUUGUUAUAAUUUACGAAGUCCAACCCCAGAUUAAUGUCAACUAUUUUCCAUUUUUUUCUAGGGAAAAAUUUGGACUUUAUUCCUAUGUACAUACAAUAUUAAGAAGCAUGAUUUGAGGUUGGUUGCUUUUUGUAUUAUUGUAACCAAUUUGUAUGCUCAUUCCAUUUUUUUGAAGGGUUUUCUUUCUUAAUUCUUGUAAUGAUAUUAUUUGGGAGUUCUUUCUUCUUGAA